Messenger RNA from Eurytemora carolleeae, 2038 nucleotides. Its product is annotated as atlastin-1. The record is from RefSeq and is a predicted model, not a curated record. Gene Ontology annotation, biological process: protein homooligomerization; endoplasmic reticulum organization. The coding region runs from base 47 to 2002 and encodes 651 amino acids. Lineage: Eukaryota; Metazoa; Arthropoda; Copepoda; Calanoida; Temoridae. The transcript is spliced from 20 exons. Gene Ontology annotation, molecular function: GTP binding; GTPase activity.
GUGUACUGUCCGUACUCAAUACAGCAAGGCAGUAGUGUAGCACAGAAUGCAGAGAACUUUAAGAUUUUAUUCAAACCUUGAGAAAUAUGGAUUCAGAAUUCAUCACGCACAGAUGUCUGGGUCUGUUGUCUCCGUCCUGGCUCCGGAUCCAGAUGGUCGCCUCCGUCUAGAUUCAGCAGAGGUUCAGAGAAUAUUCUCCAGAGAAGAUACAAGGAAUCUCCCUGUAUCUAUCAUAUCUGUAGCUGGAGCAAUGAGAACUGGAAAAUCAUUUCUUCUCGAUUUCCUUUUGAAGAAACUGCAUUCUAUGGAUUCUAUGGGAACUCAGUCUGAAACUUUUGAACCUAGUUUUCCAUGGAGAAGUGGAAUGACAAGGCAUACCACAGGAAUUCAAAUUUACACAGAACCGAUUAUUGUAAAUAAAAUGGCGGUUUAUCUCAUGGAUACGCAGGGAACAUUUGAUCACAGAACAACAGUUCGAGAUAAUAUGACGAUAUUUGCGUUGGCUUCCCUUACUUCAUCUCAGCUCAUUUAUAACCUUAUGCACAUACUUAGAGAAGAUCAUUUACAAAAUUUACAGCUGUUUACAGAGUAUGGUAGACUAGCUGCAAUAGAUUCCAAGUUUAAACCUUUUCAAAAACUAUUAUUUCUGGUGAGAGACUGGCAUUAUCCUCACGACGCAGGAUUUGGUUUGGAUGGUGGAAAUAUACUGCUCAAUCAAAUAAUGAAGGCACAGGAAGGUCAAGAUGAAAGUUCAAAACUUCUCAGAAAACAUAUUGAAACCAGUUUUGAGAGUCUUGGAUGUUUUUUGUUACCUUUCCCUGGUAGAUCUGUUGCUGAGGAUCCUAAUUUUACGGGACAAAAGGAACUUAUAGAUCCCCGAUUUCAUGAGCACCUAGAUAACCUGUCCAGUCUUCUACUGUCUCCACACUAUUUAAAACCUAAGGUAGUAGGAGGUAGAAUAAUAAAGACUGGAGAUAUGUACGACUACUUCAUGAAGUAUAUGGAAAUAUUCUCUGGAGACAGUUUACCAGAACCUAAGUCAAUCUACGAGACAACAGCACAACUUGUAAAUCUUCAUGCUUUAAAUGAAUCAAAGAUGCUUUAUGUUAGAGAACUAGAUGAACAUGUUGGAAAAUCAAGAAGAGUCGGAUCCGAACCUGAACCUGAACCUGAACCUGAACCCGAACCUGCUGAUGAUCUAACCAGUUUUCACUCCAAAACCUUGAAAAAGAGUAUCCGACAUUUUAACCAGACUGCAAAUUUUGGAGACGCGGAGAGAAAAAAAGUUUAUUUAACAUCCUUGGAGACAGAAAUACUGAAACAUUUUGAAACUGUGUUUGCUCUGAAUGAGGCUAAAAUUUUAAACUUGUUUCAUCGAGCCAAGGAGGUUUAUGGAGAUAUUAUGGAUACCAGGUUUCAAGGUUCCGGAGCUGUUCAUGUCAAGGACCUAAAAUCUUUUCAUGAGGAGGCAAGGAGAUCUAGUGAAGAGAAAUUUAGAAACAGUUGGGGUAAACCACUCUCUCUAGAACUGCUUUUACAGUUAGGGCAGUUUACAAAGAAAAGGUUUGGAGAAUAUGAAACCUUGAAUACAGCCCGGAUACAUCUGCAAAUACAACAAUACAAGGAGAGUUGUAUCAUAGAGUAUUGUAAAAGAAUGGAAACUGCCCUGGAGGGACCAUUUAGUAUCAGUCCCUUGAAGCUUGAGUAUGAACACAAGGCAGUAAAGAAAAGUAUUCUGGACGGGAUGUCCUUGAAGGAGAACUACGGGACUAAGAUACUGGAGGAAUCCUGCAACCAGGGGGAGAAGGUCCUGGAGGAGAAGGGUUCUCAGUUUCAGGCUCUCAACCAGGAGAAGAUGGUUCAUAAUAGGGUCAAAAGGACGAUCAAACAACUCGGGGACAAUGAGACUUACAGAGACUUGUGGAUGGAUAAAAGAAAACAAGGAUUAGUGAUCUCAGGAGUUGUCUCUUUUAUAAUAUUUAAAUCUUAUAUUGGAAUGUAAAUGAUGUAAAUAUGGUAAAUAAAUCAUACAAUUUGA